Messenger RNA from Dioscorea cayenensis subsp. rotundata (Guinea yam), 1367 nucleotides. RefSeq names its product SUN domain-containing protein 1-like. Lineage: Eukaryota; Viridiplantae; Streptophyta; Magnoliopsida; Dioscoreales; Dioscoreaceae. Gene Ontology annotation, cellular component: nuclear envelope. Gene Ontology annotation, biological process: nuclear envelope organization. The record is from RefSeq and is a predicted model, not a curated record. Gene Ontology annotation, molecular function: protein-membrane adaptor activity.
AUGUCGGCAGCUAAUGUUGGAAAUUUGACUAGCCCAGGCAACGAUGUUGACACGUCGUUGACCUUGGACUUUAACUCAAAAGCAGUAUUGUCACAAAGAAUUUGCUCCUUCUCGCAGCACUUCUGUGGUUGGGGACAGACCAUAUAUGGGUGGACUAAUGGAGCUGAAUAUAAUGACCAUUCUCCAUUUGCUUCAUUGGAUUAUGAGACCCAGGUUUCUAACCUUGAGUCUUCUGUAAAGAAGAUGACAGCAAUGUUGCAGGUCCAGCUAGAAGUUCUGGAUAAGAAAAUUGAAAAUGGUAUUGGGCUUGUGAAGAGGGACUUGAAAAAGGAAAUUGAGGAGAGGACUGUUCUUAUUGAGAAUGAAUUGAAGGAGCUGGAAGGUAGAACCAACAGUUUGGGCAGGUCAUUGGGUGAGCUGAAAGAAAUGGGACUUCUGUCGAAGGAAGAAUUUGAGAGCUUUUUGGAUGAGUUGAAAAAGAGUAGAAAUUUUGAAGGUAGUGGUAAUGAUGUCAGUUUGGAUGAAAUAAGGGUUUUAGCAAAGGCUAUUGUUGAAAAAGAGAUUGAGAAGCAUGCUGCUGAUGGGAUAGGAAGGCCUGAUUAUGCUUUAGCUUCUAGUGGUGCUAGGAUUGUUGGACAUUCCGAACCCUGUGUUUUUGGAAGACCUUCCAGUUGGCUUAGAGUCCCGGGUAGGAAUUAUAUCCAUCAGAAUGCUAAGAAAAUGUUGGAGCCAAGUUUUGGAGAGCCUGGCCAGUGUUUUGCUUUGAAAGGAAGCACUGGGUUUGUAGAUAUCAAACUCAGAACAGCAGUUUUUAUUAAGGCAAUCACAUUAGAGCAUGUCUCUGAGAGUGUUUCUUAUGACAGAUCUAGUGCCCCGAAGACAGGUCGGGUGUUUGGAUGGAUUGAAUCAGAGGUCACUGACGCGAUCAACGAAACUCAGUCAAUGGUGCAGCUCUUAGAUUUCGAAUAUGAUCUUGAGAAGAACAAUGUGCAAACAUUCGACAUAGAUCCUCAUACUAUGACUGUUGUUGACACUGUUCGCUUGGAGGUCACCUCCAACCAUGGAAACUCAAUUCAGACAUGCAUCUAUCGGCUCAGGGUGCACGGUUUUGAGGCCAAUCCUGUCAACAAGGUGCUUGCAUCACACUGAAGAGGCUUAAACCUUUUAAUGUUAACCAUCCGACCCGCAAAACCGAUAAAAUUUUGUCGCCGGAUGUUCUUUCACUGGCUUGGUGCAGACGCGUUUGUAGUGUAAUGGGAUGAUUGGAAUUUGUCAUGUUUUUUUAUUUUCAUCUGAGUAUUAGUUAGUGUUUUUGAACAGAAGUAUGUAGACUAUCAUUGAAGAAAAUUAGUUAUAUUUUUUUUCCC